Messenger RNA from Penaeus monodon (black tiger shrimp), 912 nucleotides. Its product is annotated as WD repeat and FYVE domain-containing protein 3-like. Lineage: Eukaryota; Metazoa; Arthropoda; Malacostraca; Decapoda; Penaeidae. The coding region runs from base 1 to 912 and encodes 303 amino acids. The record is from RefSeq and is a predicted model, not a curated record. The transcript has 8 exons.
AUGCAUGCUCCAAGUUCCAUUAUGAUGAAUCCGGGAAGUGCACAAAGAAGAUACUUAUUGCAACCCAUUGCUCUGGAGAUUUUCUCAUCUGAUGGCAGAAACUACUUACUUGCCUUGCCUAGGAAACUUCGUAAUAAAAUAUAUCAGAGACUGAUGGUAGUCUGCACAGGCCUGGCAGACAAUGCACAGCAGUCUGUUGAAGGCCAGAGGCGGUCUGCAAGUGUAGAGCAGGCUGGAGGUCUGUUCUCAUCUAUAAUUGGAGAAACUUCUGUCACACACAGAUGGGUGCGUGGUGAAAUCAGCAACUUCCAGUACCUUAUGCACCUGAACACACUGGCUGGUAGGUCAUACAAUGACCUGAUGCAGUACCCGAUCUUUCCUUGGGUCCUAGCCGACUAUGCAUCUGAGGAACUGGACCUGACGAGCUCCAUCACCUUCAGGGAUCUUUCCAAGCCUAUGGGGGCACAGACCCCCGAAAGGCUGGAGCAGUUUGCCAAGCGCUAUCGGGAGUGGGAUGACCCUUCUGGCGAGACCCCACCCUACCACUAUGGCACCCACUACUCCUCAGCCAUGAUCGUCUCUUCCUACCUCGUCCGGAUGGAGCCCUUCACUCAGCAUUUUCUCAGGUUACAGAUUUGGUUACUGCUUCAUGCAGAAGUGGAUUUACUUCACAGUCCGAGGGUAGUAUAUUCCAUGUUUAUUUUAAUGGUUCUGGGAAGCAUCAUAGGUGGCCACUUCGACUUGGCUGACCGUAUGUUCCACAGCAUGAAGGAGGCGUGGCACUCUGCCUCGCGUAACAACAUGCUGAUGUCAAGGAGCUCAUUCCUGAGUUCUUCUAUUUACCUGAAUUCCUCAUCAAUUCCAAUAGAUUUGACUUGGUUAGUGGUUGUAAACAGAGUGGGACACAGCUAG